Messenger RNA from Fulvia fulva, 1143 nucleotides. RefSeq lists its product as uncharacterized. The transcript has a single exon. Bases 1 to 1143 code for a protein of 380 amino acids. The record is from RefSeq and is a predicted model, not a curated record. NCBI's taxonomy places the organism in Eukaryota, Fungi, Ascomycota, Dothideomycetes, Mycosphaerellales, Mycosphaerellaceae.
AUGGGAAACACUGCAUCAAGAGAAGACCACACCAAGGCGCUUCUAGAGCAAGGAGCACUCACUCUACCACUAGGAAGCCAAGUGGAGAAGCUCUUUCACGAAGACUUUGACGACGAUGCACACGCGAUCUUAACCCCAAACACUCCAACCACACCUGCACUUCUACUAAAUGACAAGAAGCAAAAACGAAGAUCAUGGAGGAAUUCUCUGGACUUGAACAAAUGGGCACCUGUCCAACCAGGCGCACCAAACAAGAGAGACUCAGCUCAUGGAUCAUCAACUGGGAACAGCACAGAGUACCUCUCACCUCAAGCUGCGCUAUCGGUAUCGUCCAGUCGAAGAAGCAGCGAAGCACCUCUGGCACGCCAAGUUCUAAGCCUACAAGUGAAAGGCAGAGAUGACGGGACAGAAGAUGAUAGUCCCGUCAGCACAAGAGACCUCGCCUCACAGAACACAUCCCCACAAACGUUAUACGGCACAGGCUGGAGUAGUACAGACCCCACCAAAAACGAAGUCCUUCCAAGCCCUAUCGCCUCGCAGUCCUCGAUAAGACUGUCAGAGCGCAUCUCGCCACAAUUAGCAUUCUCACGUAUCGCAAGACACAUGGCGGCAGAUGCACCCACGCCCAACAACAGCAAUACAUCCACUCCUCCUAUGUCAACCACACCAAGGACCUCAAAGCACGACUCCGCCCUCCUCUCCGAAGAAAUCUCAGCCAAAGACUUCCAACCCACCAACCCCCUCCCAGGCCCUCACCACCCAGCAAAAUCCCACUUCCUCCAACGUCUCGCAGCCGAAGGUGGAGCCCAACAAGUCCUCAACCAAGCCCGUGAACGCAGCCGGAGUCGAAGUCGUGAACGCAGCCGGAGUCGAAGUCGUGAACGCUCGAGAGAAAGGCAUCCACCUCCACGUCGUCCGGCCCCAACCAGCGCAGCUCGCCUCGAGGACUUGACGGAAGUCGUGUCGCCAUUCUUGGUGGAGUUGCCUCCUGCGUGGUGGCAACAGAGGAUUACGAAGCGGAUGAGUGAUCAGGAGGUUAGUGAGAAGGAGAAGGAGAAGAAGAGGUUGAGUGAGUUGAGUUUGGGGGAGAAGGUGAGUUGGCUUGAGGAUGCGAGUGCGUCGAGUAGUGAUCGGGAGGAUUGA